AUGCAGGGCGUGGCGGGUGUGCUCAUAGAGCUGACACAGGAGGUGCAGGAAUUGGAGGAGUCUAUAACGAACAAGGUUCACCAGCUUAUUGCGGGGAUGACUGCGGUAGAGCACGUACAGGGAGCAGAGGAGCAUCUGGAGAGACUGGAGGAGAGUGUGGAGGGAAUCAGGGGACUUGUAGAAGGCCUGCAGCAGCAAGUCGUCAAGGUUCAGAGAAUAGAAAAGGGCUUGCAGUCUCUAGCCACCUUCCACAGCACGCAGCUUCUCAAGGGCGUCACCACUCUGGACCUCUCUGCACUCCCUUCCCCCUCCUACCAUACGCUCCUCUUCCACCUCCUCUCGCUCUCCCUCCACCACUCUGCAUCCCUCUCCACCGUUUUCACAGUCAAAGCGUUCCCAGCGAUGACGACCCCCUGCCUGCAGCAAACCAUCCUCACAGGAAUCACGGCUCUAGACCUGCGCCACUGCACGCGCAUCACAUGCCGGUCCAUGCACCACAUUCGCCAGCUGCAACACCUACACACGCUCAACCUUGCCUGGGUGGCCGACUCUGCAGCCGAUUCUGCACCUGGUGAGAGGUGGAUCAGGGCGCUGGGGCCCAUGGAGGAGCUCGCCUGGCUGAGCCUCUUCGGGUGGCUGCUGAGAGACGAGGGUGCUAUCGGUGUUGCGAGGGGUGGUGUGAAGAAGAUGGUAAAGAAAUUGCCGUGCUUGAGGGAGCUCUGGCUGCUUGGAGGUUCGGAGGAGCCGUGA
Molecule: messenger RNA, 750 nt
Organism: Closterium sp. Yama58-4
Lineage: Eukaryota; Viridiplantae; Streptophyta; Zygnematophyceae; Desmidiales; Closteriaceae
Source: the annotation of a GenBank genome assembly